Molecule: messenger RNA, 597 nt
Organism: Chanos chanos (milkfish)
Lineage: Eukaryota; Metazoa; Chordata; Actinopteri; Gonorynchiformes; Chanidae
Gene: itgb1bp1
Product: integrin beta 1 binding protein 1
Exons: 6
Coding region: 1-597 (198 amino acids)
Biological process (GO): negative regulation of substrate adhesion-dependent cell spreading; negative regulation of focal adhesion assembly
Cellular component (GO): cytoskeleton; lamellipodium; ruffle
Molecular function (GO): integrin binding
Source: RefSeq, a predicted model, not a curated record
AUGUUCCGGAAGAUGAAGAAGCGUCACAGCAGCAGCAGCUCCCAAAGCAGUGAGAUCAGUACCAAGAGCAAGUCUGUUGACUCUAGUUUGGGAGGUUUAUCCAGGUCCAGUACAGUUGCCAGCCUUGAUACAGACUCCACAAAGAGUUCAGGCAACAGUACAUCAGAGACCUGUGCUGAGUUCAGGGUUAAAUAUGUGGGAGCAAUUGAAAAGCUGCACUUUGACAUGAGCAAGACCCUCCAGGAACCAUUGGAUCUAAUAAAUUACAUAGAUGCAGCUCAGCAAGAUGGUAAGCUGCCGUUUGUGCCUGGAGACGAGGAGAUGAUCCUGGGAGUAUCUAAGUAUGGAGUCAAAGUGGCCUCCUUGGAUCAGUGUGAUGUCUUGCAUCGCCACCCGCUCUACCUGAUAGUGCGUAUGCUGUGUUACGAUGACGGUCUAGGUGCAGGGAAGAACCUCUUGGCACUGAAAACCACUGAUGCCAAACAGCAAGAAUGCAGCAUUUGGGUUUACCAGUGUAGUAGUGCGGAGCAGGCACAGUCCAUUUGCAAAGUGUUGUCUGCAUCUUUUGACUGUGUGCUGGCUUCAGAGAAGUCCUGA